CAGGCUUCAGGUGUCCUAAGGUCGGGUCUUUUAAGCUGCGCUUUUUUUUUGUAGUCGUUUGUCAUCUCGGUUCAGACUCAGGAAGACAGCGGCGGCGCAGACUUCGUUUUACAGCAGAAACCACGCAGAAUUAAAGGAUGGCGUCUAUGUUGAUGAAUUCUCUGAGGACCUGCCCGGUGAACUCCUCCAGGGCGCUCCAGUUUGCAACACGAUCUCUCAGCACAUCCGCUCCACUGCCGGCUCAAGCAAAAAGUAAGAAGACUCUGGCCAAGCCUGGAGUGAGGAACAUUGUUUUGGUCGAGGGUGUCCGCACACCGUUCCUGCAGUCUGGCACCACAUACGCUGACCUGAUGCCUCAUGAUCUGGCCAGGGGUGCCCUGAAAGGUCUGCUGAACAGAACUGCGUUCCCUAAAGAAGCUGUGGAUUACAUCGUCUAUGGAACGGUCAUUCAGGAGGUGAAGACCAGCAAUGUGGCCAGAGAGGCUGCGCUGGGUGCAGGAUUCUCAGAUAAAACUCCAGCUCACACUGUGACUAUGGCCUGCAUCUCUUCCAACCAAGCCAUGACUACAGCCGUGGGCUUGAUCGCCUCCGGUCAGUGUGAUGCGGUCGUGGCCGGCGGAGUCGAGUUCAUGUCGGACGUCCCGAUUCGCCACAGCCGUAAAAUGAGGAAGACGAUGCUGUCGCUAAACAAGGCGAAGACGGUCGGGGCCAGACUGUCUCUGCUGGGAUCUCUUCGCCUCGCACACCUCGCACCUGAGCUCCCUGCAGUGGCUGAAUUCUCCACAGCAGAAACCAUGGGUCACUCCGCUGACCGUUUGGCCGCUGCGUUCGGCGUUUCUCGGCACGACCAGGACGAGUUUGCUCUGCGCUCUCACACACUCGCCAAGAAGGCUCAGGACGAGGGUCUCCUCAGUGACAUCGUUGACUUCAAAGUGCCUGGGAAGAACAUCGUUUCCAAGGACAACGGUAUCCGGCCCAGUACCAUGGAGCAGAUGGGCAAACUGAAACCCGCUUUCGUCAAACCGCACGGAACCGUCACUGCUGCUAACUCCUCCUACCUGACUGACGGUGCCUCUGCUGUGCUGAUAAUGUCAGAAGAGAAAGCUCUUGCUAUGGGUUACAAGCCUAAAGCAUACCUGAGAGAUUUUGUGUACGUAUCCCAGGACCCUAAAGACCAGCUUCUGCUGGGCCCGACCUACGCCACCCCGAAGGUUCUGGAGAGGAGCGGACUGACGCUGGCCGACAUUGAUGUGUUCGAAUUCCACGAGGCGUUCGCUGGCCAAAUUUUGGCUAAUCUGACCGCCAUGGAGUCGGACUGGUUUGCUCAGAACUGCAUGGGCCGGAAAUCUAAGGUUGGCGCCCCACCGAUGGAGAAGUUUAACCUGUGGGGCGGGUCGCUCUCUCUGGGACAUCCGUUUGCCGCCACCGGCUGCAGGCUGGUUACUACGGUAGCCCACCGGCUUAAGAAGGAGGGGGGCCAGUACGGGCUGGUGGCAGCAUGUGCUGCAGGAGGACAGGGCCACGCGAUGCUGAUUGAAGCUUAUCCUCAGUAGGACUUGACAAUGUGACGCGGCAUCAUCUGUAACUAACAUAAACACACGCAUAGACAUACAGACGCAGUGCAGGACGGAUUCUGUAAAUAAUAAUGCACCGUAAUGCCUUGAGAGAGUAUCUGUGAAUGUGAUCUGAAUGUAUGGGCAGGUGUGCUGUUGAGGCUGUUAUCACAGGGGCGACUAUAGCAAGAAGAUCUUAUUAGCACAGUUAAACGCUCUUAAAAACAAUGGUUCUACAAAGGUUCUUUAGUAAAGAAAAUGAUUCUUUAUAGAACUGUAAACUCUCAAAAAACCCUUUGCAUGAUUAAAGGGUUCUUUGCAUAAUUACAUGGUUCAGAUUGAUGGAGAAUGUGCUGAACAUGGUAUAAAAGUUCCAUAUAGAACCUUUUUCUUUACUGAAGAACCAUUGAAGAACCAUCUUUUCAAGUGUAUGCCGUACUGACUUUUCUGAAAAUGGCUAAAUGUCAGCUUGUUUUCCUCUAUCUUGGCGUUAUAACUCAGUGAUCUCAGUUCAAACUCCUCUUUUCAGAAUUGCGUUGAUAGUUGAUUUGCUGUUAUAUCAGAUUCCAGAUCAGGUUUAGCUCUUAAUGAAGAGCCGAUAAUCAGGUCUAAGAACUAAGGACACUCACCCAGACUCUCGUGUGGAUGCCAAGGCCGACUGUUUUCAUUGUGUCUUUACUUUUUUUUCUUUUUGUAGUGAUUUUGUCAAAUAAAUAAUCUAAUUUAAAACUAUA
Colossoma macropomum (tambaqui) is the source of this 2287-nucleotide messenger RNA. RefSeq names its product hydroxyacyl-CoA dehydrogenase trifunctional multienzyme complex subunit beta (gene hadhb). The record is from RefSeq and is a predicted model, not a curated record. Gene Ontology annotation, biological process: fatty acid beta-oxidation. The transcript has 16 exons. NCBI's taxonomy places the organism in Eukaryota, Metazoa, Chordata, Actinopteri, Characiformes, Serrasalmidae. Bases 138 to 1553 code for a protein of 471 amino acids. Gene Ontology annotation, molecular function: acyltransferase activity, transferring groups other than amino-acyl groups.